AUGUCGUGGUCUGGCGAUUAUUCAUCACUACAGGAGUUCUUUGAAGACAAGUUGUGUUUAGUUGGAAAAUGGUCAUCUAUUGGGGGCGAAAAGAAGCAGUUCGAGGGGGGAAAUAUUGUGAUAAAUUGGUGGAAAAACAAAAAAUAUUUGGCAAUCUCCGGCGAGAAGGCAAGUGAUAUUGUGUGUAGAUUAACAACAUUGUUUACCGACACUUAUAUAUUCGACGAUCAUUGCACUGCCGCAGUUGAUGUUGAGAAUCCGAUUAACAAUAACUGUUCUUGUUUGCGUGUGGAAUCAACUGUUGAAACGGAAUGCAUGAAAAAAAACUGCAAUGUUGUGGAAGCCGCAAAUGCUGCAAUUAACCCAAAUAUGACAAAUAUUGGCGGCCAAAUAUGCCAUUGUAAAUGUAGAGAACUGUCCACGGAUUUUGAGGGUAUAAAACUUGACCUAGUGGUCAAUGAAAGGAUUAUUCUUGAUAACACCUCCCGUAUUAGCAAGGUCGAAGGUUUAUUGGCGAGAUUUCAAACCGAAAACGAAGAAAUGAAACGCCAAUUAAGUAGUUUUGAAGCAAAAAUCACUGAGCCGUUAAAUCAAACAUGCAUACAUCAAACACUCGAGCCUCAUGUUGACCUUGAAAAUAAUACGAGAGCCUCUAGUUCUUUACAAUGUCUGGAUAAUAUGAAAGUUUU
Paramuricea clavata is the source of this 689-nucleotide messenger RNA. Lineage: Eukaryota; Metazoa; Cnidaria; Anthozoa; Malacalcyonacea; Plexauridae. The record is from the annotation of a GenBank genome assembly.